Molecule: messenger RNA, 1431 nt
Organism: Rotaria sordida
Lineage: Eukaryota; Metazoa; Rotifera; Eurotatoria; Philodinida; Philodinidae
Source: the annotation of a GenBank genome assembly
AUGUCUAGUCAAUUUGCUAAUUUACAAGAAUAUAUUGCCAGUCUACCACCUAAUGUAAUACAGAAUAUUUAUGGACAUCCGGCAAGUUGUUUGGCAAUAUUUCGUGAUUUACCAGUACUUGCAAGAACAAUUAUUAUGAGAUUUAUUUGUUUACCAAAUUCAGAAACAACUGGACAACCACAACCAAUUAGUCAAGGUGUUGUGUCAUCAUGGAUUAAUCCAUCUCAUCAAAACACAUAUAAAAUGAUUAGUCGAAUGCUUGUUAAAUUAGGUAUAUGGAAUGAAAUAGGUACGGAUUGGCAGCUCGAUGCUACAUUUAGAAAUAAUUUAACUGGUGCUAUUUUUGGUGGCACAACUAUUUGGCUUGAUGAAACAGAUUCAACAGCAGGUCCGAGUGAACGUAAUAUAAAAAAACUUGAUGAACUCAAUACAUAUUCUUCCACUCGAUGGGAUUGUGUCUUACAAUAUCUUGUUAAUCCUGAUAGAGGACAAAUUACUCGUGAUACAAUUGAUGUGUUUGUUCAUGCUAAAUUACUCAGACGAAAUGAAGAUACUUCUUCAUCUAGUACUGAUCCUUAUACAAUAACAGGUUCUGGUUUUCAAUUUUUACUAAUGAAUCGACGAUCACAAGUAUGGUUUUUUAUUAUAAAUUCAUUAGAAACACGUCAACAACGUGGUGAAGAUAUAAGUGAACAUUUAAUAUUUUUAUUUCAACUUAGUUUUGCAACAUUUGGCAAAGAUUAUUCAUGUGAAAAAUUUAGUUCAGUUAAAGAAAAUUUUCUUCAACAUCUUCGUGAACUUGGUCUUACUUGGCAAAAAACGAGAAAAAUUAAACGUUACUUUCCAACAAAACUUGCGAUUGAAUUAGCAUCAGGUUUAUCAACAAAUGGAUUUGUAGAUCAACAAUAUGGAAAUGAUGAAAUUCAAUCCGGGUUUCUUGUUGUUGAAACAAAUUAUCGUGUUUAUGCGUAUACAAAUAAUGAUUUAUAUUUAAAAAUUAUUGCACUAUUUUGUAAAAUGCUCUAUAGAUUUCCAAAUAUGAGUGUUGGACUUAUUACUCGACAAAGUAUUCGUAGAGCAUUAAGCAAAGAAAUCUCUGCUGAUUUGAUUCUAAACUUUCUAAAAUCUAAUGCACAUCCACAAAUGCGUAAACGAUUAUUGGAAAAUAAACCAUUAAUACCAACAACAAUAAGUGAUCAAAUUCGUUUAUGGGAAAUGGAACGAGAUCGUGUUGUUGAUCAAGAAGGCAUGCUCUAUAAUCAAUUUAAUAGUGCAAAUGAUUUUGAAUUAAUUGAAAAAUAUGCUAAAGAUUUAAAUGUAUUACUUUGGAGUAAUACACAAAAACGAUGUAUUAUUGUAUCAAAAGCAGGUCAUGAAGAAGUAAAACGUUUCUGGAAAAUGCAACGACCAAAAUCUAGCAAUGAAAAUUAA